AUGUCAGCAACACGUAAAAAUUCACAACGCAAAGCUUCAUCAACACCUCCAAAAACUCCACAAAUCACCACAUCGGCUGUAAUGAAACUCGAUGAGCAAAGAAUCUCCAUCAUUCAAGAGCUGACAACUGUAAUUAAGAGCUCUGAGGAAAGAGUCAUGCAGAAAAUUGAUUUUAUUGAAAAUCUUAGCCUCAGCUUUAGUGAUAUUGUAAUAGCUGGAGAUUUUAACAGUGAUUUGCUGACUGAAAACAAAUUUUCACUUGCAAUGCAAAAUCUGGGUCUUUUCCCAGUAAACACGUCAACCCCUACACAUUACACCCAAACAAGCAGCACGCUCUUGGACAUAUUUUUUUUAGCUUGUAAUACGGUUUCUUAUUCAUAUCGAGAUUUUAUGCAUAUUAAUUAUGAGCAACUUGAAGAAGCUGUUGAUGCCAUACCCUGGGAGUAUGUUUACACUUUGGUAUCCACAAACGAGCAGUAUGUGCCGCUUGUAACAAAAUCAGGCAAUAUUCGCAAACGGCCUUGGUUCAACAACUAUAUAAAGGGUCUUAUUCAGAAGCGCAACAAGGCAUAUAGAAAGUGGAAACACCUGAAAUGUGCAGCAACAUAUAAUGUCUUCAAGGGUCAUAGAAGAGAAGCCACCAGAGCCAUUAAAUUGCAAAAACUGAAAUACUAUGAGCAUCAGUUUAGCACAGCAAUAAGUUCUAAAAAAACAUGGAAAUAUAUUCGUGAAAUAGGGAUUGGCAACAAAAGUAAUCAUGUUUCAGAGAAUAUAAACGUAGAUGAGCUGAAUGAGAAAUUUGUACAAUUAUCCGCCUGUAGCAGUAAUAUAUGUCGUGAAAAGUACAGUUGUAAUGCCGUGGACGACGAUAAUAUGGUCCAAUGUGACACGUGUGAUGGAUGGUUCCAUUUUACCUGUGUCGGAGUCGAUAGCUGCAUAGCUGAAGUAAGUUGGAGCUGUGACGCUUGUGAACACAGUGCAUCGGCAAGACUUACAAGACCCAUCUCUUCAUCAUCGCCUACGACCAAUAUUGGAGGAACAACAGUAGAUCGUCGCGUACAUUUUUCAGUGAUCGAACCGACUGCAUCAGUGAUCGCAACUGCUAAUCUACAUGGUAACCAGAUAUUUAUCGAAGCGCAUGCAAGGACACCUGGGCAGACUACUCAAUGUGUACGAAGACCAAUUCCGGUCGUACAGAGUACUUCAACGGUUUCGCAAACUUUUCCCGGUACAGCAGCGUUCACCAAUCCAAUGAAUUUCGUAUCAUUACCAAUCUCCGAGAAUCCGAAGACGCCAAGCGUAAUAAAUACGCAUCACAAUGUAUAUGCGCUGGGAGGCGUUGAGUCAAUGCUAAAUGCAACUGGCCAAAAUCAUAGUUCACCAGUAAGUCAACGAAAUCUGCAGCUUGAGCGACUAGAGGAGGUGUUCAAGAUCCAGCAACAGUACCUGGAAAAUAAAUAUAAAAUUUUAUCGCAAUCUUCGGAAUCUAUCUCGUCGAACACCUUUAGUUUACUCAACAAUGGGCCAACAGCUACGCAACUAGCAGCAAGGCAAUCUAUACCAAAACAACUGCCUAUGUUCAGCGGCGAUCCUGAGGAGUGGCCGCUAUUUAUCAGCACAUUUGAAAAUAGCACUGCAGUAGCUGGAUACUCAGACGCGGAGAACCUCAUUCGUUUGCAAGCUUGUCUCAAAGGUAAGGCUCGUGACAUAGUGAAAAAUAAAUUAUUUUUGCCAUCUAUGGUUGCCGACAUAAUCCAAACGCUAAAGAUGUGUUUCGGUAGACCUGAGCAGAUUCUUGAACGUGCAAUGAAUAGGGCUCGCGCAAUGCCUCCUAUUAAAGAUAAAUUAGAAUCACUGAUAGAUUUCGCCUUAUGCGUGAAGAAUAUUUGUACAACUAUGGAAGGAUGUCAGAUGUAUGCACAUUUACACAACCCACUUCUCGUCAAAGAAUUAGUCGACAAACUUCCGAAUAAUCAAAAACUCAACUGGGCGAUGACUCCUAAAGACAAUGCAAUCCCUGCUGUUAAAUUAUUCAGCGACUGGCUUUACAAACUUGCUGAAGCUGCUAGCAUGGUCGUAUCUUUUACGCCAACCAGAGGUAGUUCAGUAAUGAACACUCACACCGUUGCGUCGCAGGACGAAGUACACCAGGUUGAUAGAACCCUUUUCAAGAACAAAUUGUGUUGCUGUUGCAAAGGUUCCGAUCAUAAUGUAUCGCAAUGUAGCGUUUUUAAAAAUCUCCCAUUAAAUCGUCGGUGGGACACUGUAAAAUCAAACAGUCUUUGCCGACAGUGCCUGGGUACACAUAAGCGCAGGUGUUUUGUGGAAAAGGUGUGCGGUAUAGACGGCUGUACUAUAAAGCACCACAAGUUACUUCAUAAGACAAACGUCUCGUUAAUCUCGAACCGACAAGCUACGAAGUCUGAUAUGCUCCCGCAAUCGGACGCCCAAGUAAACACCCAUAGCCACAGCGCUGUCGGGAAACAACCAUAUUUUAGGAUCGUCCCAAUUUUUAUACAUGCAAACGGGAAAAUGGUAAAAGUUUUCGCCUUUUUAGAUGAAGGUUCAGCAGUAACAUUAAUCGAUAAGAAUUUAUUUGAUGAACUUGGCCUUAAAGGUACACAUGAUCCUAUAUGUCUACGGUGGACUGGUAACACGACACGCUCCGAAAAUGAAUCAGUGCGAGCAACAAUCAAGAUCUCGAAUGCUACCAAUAGGCGUACAUAUAAAUUGAAUGGUGUGCAUACUGUCAACGCCCUCGACUUACCUGAGCAGUCGAUCGAUGCUGAAACAAUAGCUAAAAAAUAUCCGCACUUGAACGGUUUGCCAAUCGAAUCUUAUAAUAAAGUGAAACCAUCGUUACUCAUUGGCGCUGACAACUGGAAAUUAGCUGUUCCUUUAAAAGUAAAAGAGGGAGCGUGGAUGCAGCCAAUCGCUUCGAAAACGCGUCUAGGCUGGACAGUUCAAGGCGGUCAGAACGAUCACAUUUUUGACUUCCGACUCAACGUUCACUAUUGUGACUGCCAGAAGGGCUACCUAGAAUUACAUGAGAGAGUAAAGGAGUUCUUCAGAUUGGAGUCACCGGACGCAUCAAAUUUGUUAUCUGCAGAAGAUCAAACGGCCGUAGACUUAAUGAAUGCCACAUGUCGCAAGGUUGAUGGUUUUUACGAGAUUGGUUUGCCAUGGCGAGAUCUAAAUGUAUCUUUACCAGACAGUUACUCAAACGCGCUUAACCGAGCCAUAUGUCUCAAGAGGAAGUGUGCUCGAGAUCCAAAUUUGAGAGCAGAAAUUCAGCAGCAAAUUAACAAUCUAGUAUCAAAAGGUUAUGCUGAAAAACUAAGCACACCUGAACUUCACAUAGAAAGGGAAAAAGUAUGGUAUCUUCCCAUAUUCGUAGUAACGAACCCAAAUAAACCGGGAAAGGAACGUUUAGUUUGGGACGCUGCAGCGAAGGCCGAAGGGGUAUCGCUAAACGACUUCCUGCUUACUGGUCCAGAUAUGCUCAAUUCACUGUUCGAGAUAUUGUUGGCGUUUAGAGUAGGUAAAGUAGCCAUAUGCGGUGACAUCUCCGAGAUGUUUCACCGUAUCAAAGUCAGAGAAAGCGACCGACAUGCUCAGCGAUUUUUAUGGUGGGACAACGAUGAAGAAUCAAAACAACCGAACAUUUACGUCAUGCGAGCAUUGACGUUCGGAACGAGCUGCGCUCCUUACAUUGCGCAUUUUGUGCGCGAUAAAAAUGCGAGCUGUUUUGAAGAAGAUUUUCCACGAGCGGUAGAAGCGAUCCAAAAACAUCACUAUGUGGAUGAUUUUAUAGAUAGUGAAAACAGCGAGCAAGCAGCUUUAGAAUUAGCUCUGCAAGUUAAGCAAAUUCAUGCAUCUGCCGGUUUUAACAUACAUAGCUGGACCUCCAACUCCAAGUUCGUCCUCGAACAACUACGUGGAGAUGCGGCAGAAAUUCAAGGCCCGAAAGAGUGGGGAUCUGCGGCAAAAAUAUUAGGUAUGUUUUGGGAUUCAGCUAACGAUUCGUUUAGAUAUAUUUGCAGAUUUAUGCGAUUACGCCGAGAUGUCGUAAACAACUCGAUCGUACCGACAAAAAGAGAGAUACUUCAAGUACUCAUGUCAAUUUUUGACCCGCUCGGACUUAUAAGUUGCUUCACUAUAGGGCUUAAAAUCCUUCUCCAAGAUAUUUGGCGAUCUGAUAUUGGAUGGGAUGAACCCCUAAGCAUAGAUUUAUAUGAAAAAUGGUGCCAUUGGAAGUCAAAUAUUGAAGUUAUAAAGACAGCGAAAAUUCCUCGCUGCUAUUCAGAGUUUUUACAACAUGCGAAGGAGGUUCAACUUCACAUGUUUGUGGAUGCUGGCGAAAACGCAUAUUCAGCUGUGUGCUAUUUGCGUGUUGAGCAUACUAAUGGCAUCUCCGUUGCACUCGUUGCCGCGAAAUCAAAGGUUUCGCCUCUAAAGCCAUUGUCUAUACCUAGACUAGAGCUUCAGGCCGCGCUCGUAGGAGUAAGACUAGCAGGUGCAGUACUUAAUGUUCAACGCAUACCCAUAACAAAACACUAUUUUUGGACGGACUCGAAGACGGUUCUAAGGUGGUUGCGAAUGGACCCGAAGAACUUCAAACCGUAUGUUAUGCAUCGAGUCGGAGAAAUUUUAGAGUCCACAAACGUAUCCCAAUGGGAUUGGGUACCUUCGAAAGAGAACCCGGCCGACUUAGCCACGAAAAGUUCAGUUCGGCUUAACUACAAGAUGUGGUUCUCUGGUCCACAGUUUUUACUAUCUCAAUCGAAUGAGUGGCCUCAUUGCGAAGAGUUCAAAGGCGACGAAAUCGACCAAGUCGAACUAAAACGUUACGUGCUGCAAAUAGACAGGGUAAUUCAAAAAAGUUUAUCGCUGGACACAGAAUAUUUCUCGGAUUGGAAACGCUUAUAUAGAGCAGUUGCGACGUUCUUGCUUGUUUUAUUCACCUGUCUAACACUGCGCGCUAUUCAUAUGGAAAUUGCGCACAGCCUGGAUACAAGUUCUUGCGUUAUGUCGAUCAGAAAUUUUGUAGCUCGCCGUGGCUACCCCCGACAAAUCUUCACCGAUAACGGCACGAAUUUCAAAGCUGCGAAAAAGAUCAUAUGCGCGGAGAUGAAAGAGGUAGAUUUUUCACUACUUAUGUCAACAUUCGACCAGAUCAGCUGGAAGUUCAUUCCGCCAGCAGCGCCUCAUAUGGGAGGGGCUUGGGAACGGCUCGUGCGGUCUGUCAAAUCUGUUUUGUACAAUAUUAUGCCGUAUGCAAACUUCAACGACGAAAGCCUCAAAAGUAGCUUAUGCGAAGUAGAAUACAUCAUAAAUGCACGCCCCUUAACUUUCGUUUCACUCGAAUCAGACGACGACGAUGCUAUUACGCCAAAUCACCUUCUGCUGGGUUCGCCGGAUGGCUUCAAACCCGUGUGUACCGACGAAUUAGACCUAAGAAAACGUUGGUACCAGACCCAAAAGUUCGCUGACAUAUUCUGGCACAGAUGGGUUAAGGAGUACGUACCCAUCAUCUCUAGACGUAGCAAAUGGUUUAAUAAGGUACCGCCGAUACGUGUUGGAGAUAUUGUCGUCAUAGUCGACGAAAAUUUGCCAAGGAAUUGCUGACCGAGAGGUAAGGUGAUUCGUAUUGUGACAGCCAAAGACGGACAGGUGCGCAGCGCGGAAGUGAAAACUACUUCAGGAAUACUACACCGCCCAGCUACCAAGAUCGCAGUGUUAGACGUCGGCUCUUCUGGGAGUAAACUCGUCAAGCCGGACUCAUUUACGGGCCAGGGGAUAUUGCCGCCGAUAAGUAAAGCUGAGUAGUGUAGUUCCUAUGUUAUUAUGUUACUUAUGUAUUAAAUUAGCAUUUCUGCUGUGCUUAAAAGUAAUCUCUUUUCUGUUUUGUACUGUUAUAUAUAUGUAAGUUACGGACGUUAGGUCCGUAUAAGUCAAAAAAAUAAUUUAGUUGGGCCAACGCGCCCAACAGUUCUAACUACAAGUUACAAAUUUACAACACAAAUUUUGGAAUCAAACACAGUUUAUUCUAUUUACACAAUUACAAUUAGAAUUCUUAAUCUAAACCGUAGCGUUACCGUCCCGAACUCGACUGCCCGCUUUGUGUCCGCUGCUUCCCUUUAUA
Rhagoletis zephyria (snowberry fruit fly) is the source of this 6145-nucleotide messenger RNA. RefSeq lists its product as uncharacterized. Lineage: Eukaryota; Metazoa; Arthropoda; Insecta; Diptera; Tephritidae. The record is from RefSeq and is a predicted model, not a curated record. Gene Ontology annotation, molecular function: nucleic acid binding. Gene Ontology annotation, biological process: DNA integration.